Pteropus alecto (black flying fox) is the source of this 1770-nucleotide messenger RNA. RefSeq names its product NME/NM23 family member 8 (gene NME8). The record is from RefSeq and is a predicted model, not a curated record. NCBI's taxonomy places the organism in Eukaryota, Metazoa, Chordata, Mammalia, Chiroptera, Pteropodidae. The coding region runs from base 1 to 1770 and encodes 589 amino acids. The transcript has 15 exons.
AUGGCGGGCAAAAAGCGAGAAAUCCAGUUACAGGCAGUCAUCAAUAAUCAAAGCCUGUGGGAUGAGAUGUUGCAGAACAAAGGUCUAACAGUGAUUGAUGUUUACCAAGCCUGGUGUGGACCAUGCAAAGCAAUGCAGACUUUAUUCAGAAAAUUGAAAAAUGAACUGAACGAAGAUGAAAUUCUGCAUUUUGUUGUAGCAGAAGCUGACAGCAUUGUGACUUUGCAGCCAUUUAGAGAUAAAUGUGAACCUAUUUUUCUUUUUAGUGUUAAUGGCAAAAUUGUUGCAAAGAUUAAUGGUGCAAAUGCACCACUCGUUAAUAAAAAAAUUGUUGACUUGGUCAAUGAGGAGAGGAAAAUUGCCGCAGGUGAAAUGGUUCGCCCUCAGUAUAAUGAAAUUUUACUUGCAGACUCAGAUACAGAAGAUACUGGGGAAGCAUCCUCUGAAAAUUUUGAGCAACUAUACAGUAUUGCUAUUAUCAAACCCGAGGCUGUGAUUACUGGAAAAACAGUGGCAAUUAAACAAAAAAUUAUCAAUGCAGGAUUUGUCAUAGAAGCAGAGGCUAAGAGAGUGCUCACUGAAGAACAAGUAAGAGACUUCUAUAGUCGAAUAGCAGACCAGCCUGACUUUGAAGAUUUUGUCCCUUUAAUGACAAAUGGCCUAAGCUAUAUUCUAGUUAUAUCUCAAGGAAAUAAACAAGAGCCUCCCUGGGAAGAAACUGUAGCUAAUCCCGAGUCUGAACUUGAACCAUCUGAGGGUCAACAUGAAAUGACCACACCUACAGUGAUGGAGAAGAAGUGGGACAGUUUACAAGACUAUAUAGAAAGACAACAUCUAUCUCAGUUUUGUGAUAUUGAAGAGAAUAUAGCUAAUGUUAAUAAGUUUAUUGAUACCUUCUUCCCUGAUUUUAAAAGUAUAACAAGCAUAAAAUUAGAAAGAAUAAUGGCAUUACUUCGACCAGAUCUCUUUAAAAAAAAGAAAGAGGAUGUUUUGAAUAUUAUUCAAGAUGAAGGCUUUAAAAUACUGAUGCAAAGACAAAUAGUAUUAUCAGAAGAAGAAGCACAAACACUGUGCAAGGAAUAUAAAAAUGAAGAUUAUUUUGAAAAUCUUAUAGAAAACAUGACCAGUGGUACAUCUUUAGCCCUUGUUUUAUUAAGAGACAAUGGUUUACAACACUGGAAAAAGUUAAUUGGCCCAAACACUGUUGAAGAAGCAAAAGAAUGUCUUCCAGAGAGUUUAUGUGUACAAUUUGCAAUGGAAAGUUUACCUAUCAACCAGUUGUAUGGAAGUGUUUCCUUAGAAGCUGCUGAAAGGGAAAUACAGUAUUUCUUUCCUCCUCAAAACACUUUAGGACUGAUUAAACCUCAUGUGACACAAGAACAAAGAGAGGAGAUCUUUGACCUUAUUAAAGAAGCUGGAUUUGAGAUAACACAGAUGAAGGAAAUGCUGCUAACUGAAGACCAAGCAGAUAAAAUUUAUUUUAAAAUAAAAAAAAAAGACUUUUAUAAAGAUGUAUUAGAAAUAUUAUCUGAGGGUCCAUCUUUGGUCAUGGUUCUGACCAAGUGGAAUGCUAUUGCAGACUGGAGACGACUGAUAGGUCCUGUAGACCCAGAUGAAGGAAAACUAUUGUCCCCAGACUCUAUCCGGGCCAAAUAUGGAAAAAGUGUUUUGAGAAAUGCUGUUCAUGGAUCAUCUACUGUCCAUGAGGCAAUGGAGACCAUUAAUAAAAUGUUUGAAGAGGCUGUUCCUGAGAAUCCUGAGCAAAACUAA